Molecule: messenger RNA, 3510 nt
Organism: Hyaloscypha bicolor E
Lineage: Eukaryota; Fungi; Ascomycota; Leotiomycetes; Helotiales; Hyaloscyphaceae
Exons: 3
Coding region: 168-3407 (1079 amino acids)
Source: RefSeq, a predicted model, not a curated record
UUGCAAAGUUUUUACUCUUUUGCUCAGCACACCUUAAAACGCAAUCGAAGUUCAGAUCUACGGCGAAUUUAUGUUAUCCACCUUUCCGGUAGCGCCACCGCCUAGCCAGGCAGUUAUUUGAUGUUUUGAUUUCUGCAGAUCAAUGAUCUCCGGGACAAUAUGAACGGAUGCAAUCUUGCCUGUGUUUCUCGAGACUGGGCAAGCCCUUGUUACGCAACUCUCGUCGCCCGUGCGGUUUUCGUUUUGGAGGAGCUUGUUCCCUCCCAGGCGUCUGGCCCAACAAUGGCAGGUUCUCACACAUCGGCCAGCCGAAAUUACCAGAUUAUUUACAGGAGGAGAAGGUUGAGGGUGCAGACCCGCAGAUAUCUCGAUCAACUCACAAGUUUCAACCAUUUAUAGCUGUUCCGUCCCAGACUGCAUCCAAAACUCGAAAACGCCUUCGAAUACGGAGGGUAAUCGUAUCUUCUAAGUUAGAGGGGGAUCAACUUCGAGAACUACAACAAUCUCAAGUAGUCGACCACCCAAAGCCCGCCUCGAAGACCAUUCCACCGCUGGGCACAGCUUCUCAUGAAGACGAUGCAGUUCCACCGAGCCCCUCUCAAAUUCUUGAACGUGUUGAAGACAUCAGUCAGACUACCGCUCCACUUAUGUUGGCAGCCAAACAGGAGGGCGAUGGUCUUCCGCAAUGGUCACUUCCAUCUCUCGAAAGAGAGAAAGAGAUUUUUGAAACCGUUGAACAUUGUGAAAGGAGCCCUGGCGUUAUAUUGGCCAAGAUUUUGGACAUGAAAGAUCAGUCGGAGAGGGAAAGAUUCUGGCUUUAUAUAAGAACCAGAAUUUCUCACCGCUCUCUUCCUAUAAUAACUAUACAUUAUCUCCUUAGAGCGUCCAUUCCGAAGACUGAAUGGAAAGGUUUCGAUCGAAGUUUCCACGAGAAAGCCCAGGCUCUCCUGGAUUCACGAGGUAUGAGUUGGCGUGACGUUUCCAAGUGGGUUUGGAUCCUGUCGACGCCCUCACCCGGUGGGAUGGUCGGUCGUCUUGUAGCUGACCCGCUAAAUCAGCCUGUUUUCGUUUUGCUCGAGAUACUUCGACGAGACAUUUCUAAGGUCAAGUUUUUAAGGAGUUUGCUGGACUAUUCCAGAGACCACAUCUUAAAACGUAUUGUGCCAACUCGGUCACCCAUACCAGAAAAUCGGCCUGGUACGGCGGAGGAUAUCGAAGAGAUCACAAAACCGGAUAUUUCAACUUCUUCGGAGGGGAACCGCCACCAGAGUGUUGCAAAGCCACAAAGGUUUAAGUUAGAGGAGACUUCGUUCACUGUAUUGAUCAGCCGUCUCCUAUACCAAACCCGACGCAUCUGGCCUUCGGCGAUGGUUGAUGUAGCGCACAUAGCCGCCCAUUUCCUGCGCUCAGUUUCAGGCAGCAAUGUUGGUAGCCCAGGAUCCUUAGAUUCCCGCACUUUCGUUCGCUUCUGCGAGAUGAACAACUAUUUUCUGCGGUUGUUGGCCUUGCCAAGUUCUUUAGAGCCAUUACAAUCGAUGACUUACAACUGGUCGGCACAGAAAGUUCUCCUAACGCUAGCUGGGCAAUUUGAGCCUCCCUUAAGGCUAAACCAUGCCAGCUACAGAGCUGUCAUCCAAGUCCUCACCGCUUCCAAGAAGUCAGCAAGAGAAGCCAAGUCCGCUACUUUUCGAAAUAGGAGUUGGCCUCCGUGGAGAGUAGAACAAGAUGGCAUGGAUGCUCAGCGCUCGCAGGAGGAAGACUUCAGUAGAGUAAUAUCAGCCGUCAUGCGGUCGAAGGAAUCGGGUUAUACGCAGGAUUCCCAGCUGUCAAUUUUCGGAGGGCUUGACACUGACGGAACGCCUACCAUACACACUCGGAAACUGCUCAAGUGGAGAACCCUUGGCUCCUUCACACAGGCAGGAGAGAGCCGCGACGAUGAGGCAGGACUUUGGGCUGCCAGAAUAGAAACUACUCGUGACGUGCAUGAAGCAUGGGGUGCUUUUACGGAAUUCCACCGAAAGGGUGGGCAAGCAAACCUGUCAAUGUAUUUCGCUAUGCUCAAAAAGCUCAACUACGAAAGUCGAAGAUCAGGGCAAGAAUCAAACAUGCACGGCACGCCAGGUGAUGGGCGAGAGGUUUUCCCCGUACCCGACGACAAUUUCACCAUUUUUUAUAGGUUGCGGCUUCAACCCCCAACCCUUCAAAAUUUGUACCAGGAGAUGAGAGCCGCUGGGAUUCGCCCUUCUGGAAGAUGCUUGAGUUUCCUCCUUCGACAUGCCAGGACCACCGAUGAAGGCUUGCAAUAUCUCCUUGACAGUGGAUUAGAUGUUCAAGUAGUAGCAUAUCUUGCAAACGGUGGUGAACGCCAAGUUCCAGCCAAUGCAGUUGCACAGGUGUCUAAUCAGAUGCUGACAGAUUUCAUAUCUCUUGUGUGUCGGUUCGCUCCACGAGUGGUCAAGACUUGUUCCGAUUCUGAAUUGGAGAUUGUUGAGCAUGUGAGGGAGAAAGGUUUUUCUCUAGCACAUUCUCACGUCAGGACAGUACGCGAGGCUGGUGCUCAAAGAUUACAUCACUCUCGCCUUAGAAAUCCCCUCCAACAUGCGGCAUUCCUGUUAAAGUCAUGGCUGCCGAAAUUCCGCCCAGCAUGGUAUGCGCUCUUCAAGGGUCUUGCGCGCAGGAAUCUUGUCAUGAUCAGACGUUUCGCUCUUGAUCCUGAAAGAAUGUGUGAGAAUCACGAGCAAGCAUGGCGAGUUACCAUAGCAGCGCUUAAAGAUUUCCAAGAUUGUGACCUCGAGCUCGACCCUGAGGGGUUCCACCUUAUUUGCCAAACUUUCGCCAAAUACGCCGAAGCAGCCUUCCAUAAAUCCGAGGAGCAUCAGCUGCUCCUGAUCAAAACAUCUCACAUUAUUAGAGCAGAAUAUGCAAAAUUGAUUGAUGGAAGUGAGGAGCUUUCCUAUGGGAUCUCUAGGCUCUGGCACACCCUGGAAGGUCCCCAUUUGCAUGCAUAUGUGCGUGCAAUGGGUUUAAUCGGGGAUCAUGCUGCAAUAAUUUCACUUCUUGAAUGGAUGGUCAAAAAUCACGAGGAAUUGGAGGCUAUAGCCUUGCAAACCACAAACGGACAUCGGAUGUUACGGCAAACUGUGGUUGCAAUCAAAGCCUUCUGCAACGGCACAGACCACGCAGUCGCAACUGCUCAAACCUUAGUAGAGCAGGUCGAGAGCUGGGGUGGAUGGCCAGGAGAGGAAGAGGUGAGGAAUUAUCUUGAUCGGGGGAAUACUCGGAUCCGAGACACAGGCACUAGUGAAGAUGGAGAUGAAGAUGAAGAUGAAGAUGAAGAUGAAGAUGAAGAGGAUGACUGGGGAGAAGAAGACGUCGAGGGACAAAUGGCUGGAGGAAGUGGCAAUUGAUUAUGCCCUCACUAGCGUCGGUUGUGUGUAUAAGUGUACAACUGUAUUGUAUUAUAUUGUAUUGAAUAUGUAAAUGAAUAUGAAAUGAAACCCACUUUCGUCU